Limanda limanda (common dab) is the source of this 2400-nucleotide messenger RNA. RefSeq names its product insulin-like growth factor binding protein 5a (gene igfbp5a). Bases 237 to 1046 code for a protein of 269 amino acids. Gene Ontology annotation, cellular component: extracellular region. Lineage: Eukaryota; Metazoa; Chordata; Actinopteri; Pleuronectiformes; Pleuronectidae. Gene Ontology annotation, molecular function: insulin-like growth factor II binding; insulin-like growth factor I binding; fibronectin binding. The record is from RefSeq and is a predicted model, not a curated record. The transcript has 4 exons. Gene Ontology annotation, biological process: regulation of insulin-like growth factor receptor signaling pathway.
UAAAGGCACCGGGAGGACAUCUGAUUCCUGCUGGUUCGGACUGAAGGACACCGAGGACACCGAGGACACCGAGGACACAUCGAGGACUUCCAGCACCGGAUGCACUUGGCGCAUCGCACCUGUGGAUAACGCGCACGCCCCUGAUGCUCGGACUCGAACCUGUGGCACAGUAGAGAUCCCAUCACGUCCGCUUGACCCCCCGCUGCGCCCCUGUGUGUGUCUGCAGGACAGACGCCAUGCUGUCCCCCCUGUCCCCCCUGUCCCCCCUGGUCCUGGUUCUGUCCCUGCUGGGGGUCUCCGGGUCCUACGUGCCGUGCGCGCCCUGCGACCACAAGGCCCAGUCCAUGUGCCCCCCCCCGGGCCCCCCGGGGUGCCAGCUGGUGAAGGAGCCCGGCUGCGGCUGCUGCCUGACGUGCGCGCUCCCGGAGGGCACGGCGUGCGGCGUGUACACCGGGCCGUGCACGCGCGGGCUCCGGUGUCUCCCGAGGAGCGGAGAGGAGAAGCCCCUGCACGCGCUCCUGCACGGCCGGGGCGCGUGCACGAACGAGAAGAUGUACAAGCUCAUGCACGGGGUCAAAGACGAAGGUCACGGCCUGCUGCCCGUCCCCGAGGCGAUGCUUCCUCAGACCAAGGUGCCCUUAUAUGGCCGGGACCACAUCAGCAGCCGGAAGGCCGUGGCCAUAGAGCAGGCCAAGGUCCGCAAGAACCACCUGGCCCGGCUCGGACCGGUCAGCAACCUGGACUUCUCCCCCCCGAUGAGCCUGGACAAACUGGAGCCCGAGUUCGGUCCCUGCAGGAGAAGACUGGACAACCUCAUCCAGAGCAUGAAGGACACGUCCCGGGUCCUGGCGCUGUCUCUCUACAUCCCCAACUGUGACAAGAAGGGCUUCUUCAAACGCAAACAGUGUAAACCCUCCCGCGGUCGGAAGCGUGGGAUCUGCUGGUGCGUGGACCGGUUCGGUGUGAAGAUCCCCGGCAUCAACUACGCCGGAGGAAACCUGCAGUGCAAGGACCUGGACCUCGGCAGCAGCAACAGCAACGAAUGAGCGCCGCCCCCCCCCCCCCGACCUCUGCUAACAACCUGCCAAUCAAACUCGCACACGUGACGACUGCCCCCCCCCCCCGGACCACCCCCACACAGACGCUCCCGUGUGGUCAGGUGUGCCGGACGGCGUUGAUUUACUUUCUGUUCCGAGGGGAGACGCACUGAGACUGUGUACGAUUCUCUUUAUAUCCAUAGCUCAUAGAGAAGUAUAUAUAUUUGUAUGAUAUAGAUUCCGUGUUGUGUACUUGAGUCUGUCGUGUGUCGCUUAAUUUUGAAAAAUCACGAGACAAGACAUAUUUUUAAAUGUGGCUGAGAAUCGAGUCGGACACUUGGGAGUUUUAUUGCGCGUUUGUUGUGUUGAUGACGAGUGAGUGGGCGUGUCUUCUGAGGUUUGACUCAACCUGAUUCCACUGAGCCAGAUCAGACCAGUUCCACUUCUACUGGACAAUCCGGUUAUAUUAACAGAGAAUGAAUAUAGCAAAUAAAUCCCAGAAUAUCCAUCGAGCUCCAGCUUUGAAUCAAAUAGAAACCACGCCCUCUUCUGUUGUGUGAUUUAUGGAAACGUUGUGUUGUCCCCGGCGACAGAUGAAGUUGUCCAUCGUUCCCAGUGAAGCUUCUUGAAACGUGUCUGUCGGAUUGAAUCCUUCAUAUCAGCAGAUUUACUGUACUGUGACCGCUUCCAUAUUUAAAAGGCCUUUUUUCCCGAGUCCUGAAAACUGCGUCCGCUGUUUGUAAAUGUACCGACAGUGUGUGUGUGUGUGUGUGUGUGUGUGUGUGUGCUCCUGAGUGAGUGUGUGUGCUGUAUGUGCCAUGCCCUAAUAGUUCUCAACUUGAAAAAGCUCUGGUUUCAUUUCCCUUCCACUCAAAUCAUAUGCAAAGGCCCCGUGUUGUGCACGUGUGCGUCCGCCGGGUCCUCGCCGCCGCCGCCACACAGGCAAAUGGCCCCCCCGCUCUCAGGGUUCGCCGGGUCGCCGAGUGUGUAUGUAAAUGUAAAGUGCCUUCUGCCCCACGCCACUUUGAAUUUUUGGAUUUGCAUGCGGGAACGCUCCAGCACCCACAGAGGAAAACCAGGUCAGGUGGUGUGAACGAUCCGAUUGUUUUGGUUUUCAGACGAAGACGAAGAGUCGACAGAGGACGAAGAUUCUUUAGAUUGUUUAUUAGUUGGGUUGAUAACUCGUAUAAUCUCCUCUCUCAAGCUGUAAACAUGUUAAACACGAUGAUCGUUUCAGAAUCUGUUUUAAAAAAAGAUAAAUGUGAACAUUAUGGUGAAAUAUUUAUCAGGCGUGUAAUUGAUGUACUCUGUUUUUUUUGUAAUAACAAAUCACUAUUUAAAUAAAGUUCCUGUACUCACUAAA